GCCGCCACCGUCUUGGAGGGGGAGACACUCGGGGGGGAGCCAGUGACGUUGGGAGUUUUCCUGAAAGUCAAUAACGAGCCUGGCGAAGGCGACUGAAGAGGCGGAGGCGGCGGCAGGAGCCGAGCCGAACGCUGGGCCCCCGGUGACUUCGGCUAGCUGAUCUGGGCGCAGCAGCCGCCGCCCUGACUCCGCGGAUGCUGCGGCCGAGCUGCCCUGGCGGGCGCCUCCCUAAAUAACGGAGAGUCGCUGUCUAUGUAGCCGCCGCCCCUUCUGCGUCUCCUCAGAGAGCUGCCAGCCGGGGCCGGGACCCUCGCAACAGCUCUGAGGCACACAGCGGCCGUGAAGGACCGUACCCGGCAGGGGGGACAAGAGAGAAGGGAUCGUGGGGCCCCCCUGCCUGGAGCCGCCGCCGCCUUCCCGCCACUUCCAAACCAACGGUCAGUAUCAGCCGGCCUCGUCUUUGCUGCAGGUUGAUUUAAGAUACUGAAAAGUCAGAAAGGACGUGAAACUGUAUCGGCGAGAAAGGAAAAUACUCUUUCUCUGAAUUAAAGGCUUGGAGUGGAGACAUCAUGAGCGAUGUUACAAUUGUGAAAGAAGGUUGGGUUCAGAAAAGGGGGGAAUAUAUAAAGAACUGGAGACCAAGAUACUUCCUAUUGAAGACAGAUGGCUCAUUUAUAGGAUAUAAGGAGAAGCCUCAAGAUGUGGAUCUACCAUAUCCUCUUAACAACUUUUCAGUAGCAAAAUGCCAGCUAAUGAAAACAGAGAGACCAAAACCAAACACAUUUAUUAUCCGAUGUCUUCAGUGGACCACUGUGAUAGAAAGGACAUUUCACGUAGAUACACCAGAAGAACGGGAAGAAUGGACAGAAGCCAUCCAGGCAGUAGCAGACAGGCUUCAAAGGCAGGAAGAGGAGAGAAUGAACUGUAGUCCAACUUCACAGAUUGAUAAUAUUGGAGAGGAGGAGAUGGAUGCUUCCACAACUCAUCAUAAAAGAAAGACAAUGAAUGAUUUUGAUUACUUAAAGCUACUUGGCAAAGGCACUUUUGGCAAAGUGAUUCUGGUCCGAGAGAAGGCAAGUGGAAAAUAUUAUGCUAUGAAGAUUUUGAAAAAAGAAGUUAUUAUUGCAAAGGAUGAAGUGGCUCACACACUUACAGAAAGUAGAGUGCUUAAAAACACUAGACAUCCCUUUUUAACGUCUUUGAAAUAUUCAUUUCAGACCAAGGACCGUUUGUGUUUUGUGAUGGAGUAUGUCAAUGGAGGAGAGCUGUUUUUCCAUUUGUCGAGAGAGCGGGUGUUCUCUGAGGAUCGCACACGCUUCUAUGGUGCAGAAAUUGUUUCUGCUCUGGACUAUCUGCAUUCUGGAAAGAUUGUGUAUCGUGAUCUCAAGUUAGAGAAUCUAAUGUUGGAUAAAGAUGGACACAUAAAAAUUACAGAUUUUGGACUUUGCAAAGAAGGGAUCACAGAUGCAGCUACUAUGAAAACAUUCUGUGGCACACCGGAAUACUUGGCUCCUGAGGUUUUGGAAGACAAUGAUUAUGGUCGUGCGGUGGAUUGGUGGGGUCUUGGAGUUGUCAUGUAUGAAAUGAUGUGUGGCAGGCUGCCAUUCUACAACCAGGAUCAUGAAAAACUUUUUGAACUCAUACUUAUGGAAGAUAUAAAAUUUCCUCGAACUCUCUCAUCUGAUGCAAAAUCACUGCUUUCAGGUCUCCUAAUAAAAGAUCCAAAUAAACGUCUUGGUGGAGGACCAGAUGAUGCUAAAGAAAUUAUGCGACACAGUUUCUUUGCUGGAAUAAACUGGCAAGAUGUAUAUGAUAAGAAGGUUUGCAUUCUUGACCUCAAGCAGCCAGCAUGGUUCUUUCCAUUCUGACUGGAUCAUGGAUUCCCUCUCCAAGGUUGGAUCACUAUCUAUAACCUAGGAUCUGGAAAUUCAUUGUAUUCUAUGUCCCCCUCAAACACUGUCUUGAGGCCAUAGGAUUUUUCCCUUAAGCUACAGUAUGAUGGCCUUUGGGACCUUACAUAGUUUGUUCUUUGCCCUGACAGCCACUGGAGUGCAGACUACCAGGCUGAAAGAGGUUCAGUAGUCCCAGCUUCACAGAUGGAUUAAUGUUUCCCAUCCAGUAUACUUAUGGGUGGUAGUUUUGUACAUUCUCUCUACAUUCUACAUUCUUUAAACUCUUUGUACUUAUAGCUCAUCAUAUGACGCUGUUAAGCAAAAUUAAACAUUACACAUGUAGUAAAUGUAGACUACAUGCGCUUUACAGUUAGACCGCCUGGGAGGCCUCUUCUGACUUGCUUUUUUUCCUGUGUUUCUAUGUUUCUAAUAUAGGAUUCCCAACCAACCAGUUCACUGUAAAAUAGUGAACAUAUGGUCUUGGAUUCAGAGAGCCACUUAUGUGAUUAGAGGGUGCUUUUGUUCAUAUAAGAGGUAUGUCUCCUACUUCCAGGUGCAACCCUGAUUACAUCCAAUGCCAUCUUGGACUGUGUCUUGAACUGCUUGAGUGGCUUUUGGAGGAUGUACAGGAUUGUGCUAGGAAGAAGGUGGCAGGAAAGUCUCAUUAUGCAAGUGCAACCGUUCAAGGUUUUUUAAUAUUUAAAAGAACCCCAAAGCUCUAUAUCAGGGUUAGGCAACAUAAUCUGUGAGGGCACCAGUGUGCCUCCAGACACCUGCAAGGUGCUCUACCCCUCCUAACAUAUUUUCUUAUGAGCUCUGAAUUCAAAGGGAUUAUUUUGUAUGUUGGGCAUGGACCCCACUUCUG
This is a messenger RNA of Varanus komodoensis (Komodo dragon), 2757 nucleotides long. RefSeq names its product AKT serine/threonine kinase 3 (gene AKT3). Bases 570 to 1868 code for a protein of 432 amino acids. Gene Ontology annotation, biological process: protein phosphorylation. Gene Ontology annotation, molecular function: protein serine/threonine kinase activity; ATP binding. Lineage: Eukaryota; Metazoa; Chordata; Lepidosauria; Squamata; Varanidae. The record is from RefSeq and is a predicted model, not a curated record. The transcript is spliced from 13 exons.